AUGCUGGCGCGUCGUGCCCAUGUAUGGAAAACACUAUGUAUGCUACGAUGCUUCCAUGUAUGUACCAGUACACAGAAAUUCGUGCAAAAAUCAAUAAAAGAUCUCCCCAUACGUUUAUCAUCUAAGGCUUUGACAAAUCCCGUACCCAUAUCACCAAAUGUUUCGAAUGAGUGGCCACCACUUGCCUUGGGUGUCAUGGAAAAUAUGCGCUCCUUCCCACAAUGUAUCUUGCUCACACGCGUUGGUGGCUUCUAUGAAUCGUACUUUGAACAGGCACCCAAAGUUUCGAGAAUGCUUAGCAUCAAAUUGGCGUCGCGAAAAUGGGCAGGGCAAAGUAUUCCCAUGGCAGGAUUUCCUAUCCACCAGCUUGAAAAAUACCUCAAGGUAUUAGUCCAAGAUCAUGGUGUACUUGUAGCCAUAUGUGAAGAAUUCAAGACAUCAUCUAGUAAUGCACCAUUUGAACGCCGCGUCACUCGUGUUGUGUCGCCUGGCACACUCAUUGACGAACGAUUUCUGGACCCUUUUCACAACAAUUUCAUAUUGGCUGUUUCUCCACCUUUCAACGCAAGCUCCUAUGGCCUUGCAUGGCUCGAUGUGAGCACCGCUGAUUUUGGCACGGCUGUGCACUAUGACGCCAAGGCGUUGCGUGAUGCCAUCGUGAGGAUUAAACCACGUGAGGUGGUUUUGGUUUCUGAUGCAUUUGAUCGCUCGCAUCCAGUAUAUGAGGCUACCGAUCGAGUCAAAGCAGCUUUGGCUUGCAUUCCUGCACCGGAGACUUCACAAAUAAAAACGGAAUUAAUCGAUGCAACGAAAGCGCAUAUGUAUGAGGCGGAGAACAACGCGAUCCAAGUUCUCACCUCAUAUCUUCAAACACGCCUCUUGGACCACAUGUCGGACAUGUCUGUAAAUCAAAGUCCAUUGCGUGCCUCAACCGAUUGUACUAUGCGACUUGAUGCGUCAACAUUAAGUGCCUUGGAAAUUCGUGAAACACAAGACCAAAGUACUCGAGGCAGUCUUUCUAGUAUUGUUCGUCGUACUGUCACACAAGGUGGUGCUCGUUUGUGUGUCCAAUGGCUUACGAAUCCCAGCAUGUCCCUACAAUUGAUUCGUGCGAGACAUGUUCUGGUCGAACUAUUUCUCCAAAACGCAUUUAUACGCCAGGAUCUACGCUCCCUUAUGCGUAUCGGAGCUGGUGAUAUUCUGCGAACACUUCAGCGCAUAAGUCUUCGUCGAAAUGAUGAACAAGACUUGCUCGAGAUCCGGGAUUUUAUUCGUACAGGUGAGGACAUCAUCAAGAUUCUCAUGCCGUUAGACAGCCAAGAACUCCAGGAAAUGCUGCAGCGCUUUACUCCAUUGAGUGAUUUGGGUGAACGACUUGAGAGAGCGAUCGACGAGCGUGUUAUGGAGAAGCGCCUUCAGCAGCGAGAGGCCCUAUUUCACUCACAAGACCCGUCAUAUGCCGGGGGUCCUACGCUGACAUCGGAUGCGCCCCCUCUGCCCAAGCGCACGAAACGAGCAUCUGCAUCAACGGAACUUAUUUUGACGGAAAAUAUGUGGGGUGAUGAUAUCGAGCAUCUUAUAAGGCCUGAUUCUUCACCCCUUCUGCAAGCAUUGACUAACGAGUAUGAUGCUUUACGUUUGAAAGCGCGUAAGCUUGAAAAUGCACUUCGUAAAGAGCAUUCAGAAGCUGUCACACUCAAGUUUCUCAUGGGCCAGGGACACGUUGUGCAUUUUCCCUCUGUUAAGGGUGAAGUGGAUGAUUCACUGUCAUUAGCCUACAAAACGAAGACCACACGUACUUUUUACCAUGCCGAAUGGACACGAAUCGGGAUGAAGUUGCAAAAACUUCGAGAGCAGCUUUCUGAAUACGAGAGCCGUAUGCUAGAGGCGCUACGUCUUGAAGUUCUUGAGCAUACUGCCGCCUUGCGUCGUAACGCCCGUCUUAUCGAUCAACUCGACGUUCUACUUGGAUUUGCACAGGUCGCGCAAGAACUCAAUCUUGUCCGUCCGAUCAUGGACGAUUCAACUAGUUUCGACAUACAGGGUGGACGGCAUCUAAGUGUGGAAAUGGGCUUGCUAGAGCGUGAGCGCUUGUUCACGAAGAAUGACCUGAAAAUUGGCGAAGGAACACGGCUGCAUCUUAUAACAGGCCCUAACAUGGGUGGCAAGUCAACAUUUCUUCGGCAAAAUGCCGUAAUAGCUGUCCUGGCACAGGCAGGCUCAUUCGUUCCAGCUGAAAAAGCACGCCUCGGCCUCGUUGAUGCCAUAUUUAGUCGUGUUGGUGCUAAAGACGACUUGUUUCACAGUCGCAGUACAUUUAUGGUCGAGAUGACGGAAACAGCAGAACUCUUGCAUCGAGCGACACCGCGGAGCUUCGUUAUUGCUGAUGAAAUUGGUCGUGGCACAAACACUUCUGUUGGACUGUCUGUCGCAUUUUCUGUCUUAUACACUUUGGUUAUGCGCAUUCAAUGCCGGUCUCUUUUUGCAACGCAUUACUAUGAACUGGCCGACAUACUGAGUGAAAAUGUUUCUAACGAAGUUGAGAUCCAGGCCCUUUGCCGAGCGAUUGAAUUUUACUGCACACGGCUUGAGAAGCAGGGUGACGCCAUGUCCUUUUCACAUCGGGUGCGUCCAGGCGUAAAUCGCGUGUCUCAUGGACUUGAUAUUGCACGCUUGGCAGACAUGCCUCAUGAUACCAUUCGAAUCGCCGAGCAUAUGCACACAUGGCUUGUGCAGCAUGGGCAAGCACAUUUACAAACCAAAGGGCUGUUACAAGAUAUCCUCAAAAGCAAACCCUAG
Molecule: messenger RNA, 2799 nt
Organism: Malassezia restricta
Lineage: Eukaryota; Fungi; Basidiomycota; Malasseziomycetes; Malasseziales; Malasseziaceae
Product: DNA mismatch repair protein
Exons: 1
Coding region: 1-2799 (932 amino acids)
Biological process (GO): mismatch repair
Cellular component (GO): nucleus
Molecular function (GO): ATP binding; ATP-dependent DNA damage sensor activity; mismatched DNA binding
Source: RefSeq, a predicted model, not a curated record